CUAGGCCUGCUGGGAGAGGACAAGGAGGAGGCCCUGUCCCUCCAAACGUGGCCUCCUAUGGACACCAAGACUCACAGCCUUCCUAUCACCCACACCCAGCUCCACAGCAACUCUCGGCCCCAAAGCCGCAGCCCGUGCACCUGCACCCACCACUGCCAGACCUUCAGCCAGAGUUGCAGACAGAGCCAGGGUGGCAGCCGGAGCCGGAGCUCUAGCCAGAGCCCGACCAGCCACCAGAACCCAAGCGGAGCCCACAGUUCAUCCGGCUGCCAGAGCCAGAGUCCCAACGCCAGCCCACCACCAAAGCGCCACAAAAAGACCAUGAACUCCCACCACUCUCCCACGCGGCCCACCAUCCUGCACAGCAGCUGCCCCAAGAACAGAAAGAACUUGGAAAGCAAGCUGAACAAGAAAAAAAUGGCCAAGAGGAUCCAGCAGGUGUACAAAACCAAGAAGCGGAGCUCAGGACGGAAAUCCAACUAACAAGAUUGCACUUCUUGGCUUGUUCCUGCGUGUUUCACCCAAAUGAGAAACGCUAUCAUGCAUAGAAUGCUAGGAUGAAGUCAAUCUUCUUGCAGGAACAUGUUACUAUGGUGAUUUCUACUCAACACUAAUUAAAGCUUGUACCCUGGAAGACUA
This is a messenger RNA of Piliocolobus tephrosceles (Ugandan red Colobus), 639 nucleotides long. RefSeq names its product transition protein 2 (gene TNP2). Bases 58 to 483 code for a protein of 141 amino acids. Gene Ontology annotation, molecular function: zinc ion binding; DNA binding. Gene Ontology annotation, biological process: acrosome reaction; spermatogenesis; penetration of zona pellucida. The record is from RefSeq and is a predicted model, not a curated record. Gene Ontology annotation, cellular component: nucleosome; nucleus. The transcript is spliced from 2 exons. Lineage: Eukaryota; Metazoa; Chordata; Mammalia; Primates; Cercopithecidae.